This is a messenger RNA of Magnolia sinica, 1930 nucleotides long. RefSeq names its product type I inositol polyphosphate 5-phosphatase 5-like. Gene Ontology annotation, molecular function: inositol-polyphosphate 5-phosphatase activity; phosphatidylinositol-3,4,5-trisphosphate 5-phosphatase activity; phosphatidylinositol-4,5-bisphosphate 5-phosphatase activity. NCBI's taxonomy places the organism in Eukaryota, Viridiplantae, Streptophyta, Magnoliopsida, Magnoliales, Magnoliaceae. The transcript is spliced from 8 exons. Gene Ontology annotation, biological process: phosphatidylinositol dephosphorylation. The record is from RefSeq and is a predicted model, not a curated record. Bases 50 to 1807 code for a protein of 585 amino acids.
UCACGGUGGGCGGCACAGCCGGUUGCUGGCAACCUGCGUCCUAGACGCCAUGUCAUUCGUCCCACAAGAGGAUAACAGAGUGGCAGAUUCCAAGUGGGUGGUCCCAAUGUAUGGCACCAAAUGCAAGGAUGGCCGCUUUUUCUUCCUUUGGACGACAAAUUAUCCUAUUUUCUUCCACGUAUUUGUAUUUACUUUAUCUUUUCUUUUCUUUUUUCCUUUUUGCGGACUGAAAUCUUUUAAGCUUUUAUCUUUUUUCGAGACAGACAUAGAAAGAAGGCGCGCAACAAGCAGGGCGAGGCAUUUUAAUGCCGAUCCCAUGAUCAGGAAAAGCUUUUCAGAAAGGCAGACGAGUUCGAGUAUUCAAGGUCUAAAUCUCUGUAAUUUUGAUCGCGCCAUGGACAAUGUUGCCCAAAUUCAGGACUUGAGGAUAUUUGUAGCAACAUGGAAUGUGGGUGGCAGGUCUCCCAACAACGGCCUCAACCUUGAAGAUUUCUUGCAAGCCGAGGGCUCUUCCGACAUUUACGUCGUCGGGUUUCAGGAAAUCGUUCCUUUAAAUGCAGGAAACGUUCUCGUCAUCGAAGACAACGAGCCUGCGGCGAAGUGGCUCACCCUCAUCAGCCAAGCUCUCAACAGACCCACAGACCCCAACCGUGACAACGACUUCUCCGACUCCUCUGCUAACUCCGAAUCCAACAGCGCCCGGAGCUCAAAGGAUUCCAAGGCCCCGGGCAGCAGCAGCAGCAGCGGUCUCCUCUUCUUUCAGAAGCCGUCCCUCAAGGUCCUCAGCCGCAACUUCAGGGUCGACGGCCUCAAGACCUGCAACUGCAACUCUGAGUCUCCCUUGCAGCAGCGCGGCUCAAGGGAGCUCGGGGAGCAGACAACGGCCACCGCCGCCGUGUGGGAUGACUUUAGUGAGGAUGACACGGCGUCUUACUUCUCGGCCGCCUCCGAGUUCCCAUCCCAGAACCACCUCAGCUACUGCUUGAUCGCCAGCAAGCAAAUGGUGGGGAUCUUUCUAUCAGUUUGGGUCCGGAACGAGCUUGUGCCCCACAUCGGCCACCUCAGAGUGUCCAGCGUUGGUAGGGGGAUCAUGGGCUGCCUUGGGAAUAAGGGAUGUAUUUCAGUAAGCAUAACAUUGCACCAAACAAGCUUUUGCUUUGUCUGCUGCCAUUUAGCGUCGGGAGAGAAGGAAGGUGAUGAGCUCCGAAGGAAUGCAGAUGUCGCCGAGAUCCUUAAGAAUACUCAGUUCCCAAAGAUUUGCAAGGCCCCCACGCAACGGAUUCCUGAAAGGAUUCUUGAUCAUGAUCGAGUCAUAUGGCUCGGAGAUUUGAAUUAUCGGAUCGCUUUAAACUACGCGGAAACAAGGGAGCUGCUAGAAGAUAAUCACUGGGAUGCACUCCUUGAGAGAGACCAGUUGAGGAUUGAGAUGGAAGCGAGUAGAGUAUUUAGAGGAUUUCAGGAAGGGAAGAUAUUCUUUGCUCCCACAUAUAAAUACUCACGCAACUCUGAUGCCUACGCUGGAGAGACGUCCAAGUCAAAAAAGAAGCGUAGAACACCUGCCUGGUGCGAUCGAAUAUUGUGGUAUGGAGAUGGCAUCGAACAACAAACAUACAUACGUGGGGAGUCCCGGUUUUCGGAUCAUAGACCCGUGUGUGCUGUUUUCGUGAUUGAAGUAGAGAUGCAUAAUAACAACAGCAGCAACGACAACAACAACAAACACAACAACAACAGGGGAAGGAACAGCACGGGUGCAAGGAUAGAAAUGGACGGAUUCAUACCACAUAAGCAUACCUUUCACGAAUAUUGAAGAAUAUGAAAUAUUUGUACGUGUGUAUUUUUAUUCUUACAUGUAUAAGCCAUUUCAAAAGGAGAAAGUUAUAAAGUAGCCUUUCUUAGCAUUCAAGAAAAACAAAGCGCUAAUGUAGUCUUA